CACAAUCUAGAUCGAGCUUCCUUUUGCACUUCUAAGCUGUGAAUACGCUGGUCGCCUUCAACCUAUAUGAUGAAAGUCUACAAGGCAUACUGUGUUACUUUGGAGUGCUUUAGGGUGCAGCCACCGCCCUUUCGGGUUUGCUCACAGCCUCAGCCUGGUUUUGAAGCGGCAUGAGUAGAGCUAAGCUUCUCGAGAAGUGCAAUGUACGAGGCUGAGUCUCAUAGGUUCUCUCGUGAUGUCCACCAAACCGUCCAUUACUGUUUAUUUACCAUCGUUGGAUUUGCCUACUUACUCUGGCUAGGAGAGAAAUAUACUACAGUGUCAUUUCGAUCUUCCAUAUCAACCGAUCACAAAGACUUGAUUAGGCCAGCUGCAUCGAUAUUUUAUGAAGCAGGAAGUGUGAAGCACGGCGGACUUUAAUUCAACGCCAGAUUAGGAGGAUCCUACAUACAACACGAUUUAUCAUAUAUGUGAUACUUUCAGUCGCCUGCCUGCCCAAUAUCUGAUCGAACAAGAUCAUGGCAUCCACGACCCCGACGGACGCCAAAACACCACCCACCCUACUUACCCUCCCCCGCGAAAUCCGAGAUCUCAUCUGGGAGCUAUGCCUCGUCUCCCCCACCUCACGCGUCCUCCCCGUCUACUACCGCACCUUCCCCGCCGCUAACCCGCCAUCGCCCUUCGUCUGGACUGCCAUACGGCCCCUUCCCCUUCCUCGGUCAACAGAGGACCCCUACUACACCGCCACCACCUACGACGUCCCCGCCUACGCCGCCGCCCUCCGCGUUGCUGUCACCAGGACUCUGCACCUCGUUCCCUGCGCCCCUACCACCUCGGAGCUCCUCUCCCCAACACUCCUCCCACUCGCCCACUCCCUCCCUCUCGUCAACCGCCAGCUCCAUGCUGAAACCGCCGGCAGAUUCUGGGCUGCUAACACGCUCGUCCUCCCUGACUACGCGGUUGGGUGCGAAGUGCUGGCGUAUCUUGGUCCGGCUCGCCAGGGGAUCCAGCGCGUCGAGAUGGUAAUCGGGAAUGUGUGGGACGUGAAACGUUUCCAUGGUUGGCAAAUCAUACUGAUGCUUAAUCAGUUGGAGUGGCUGGUGCGCGAAGGGGCGCUGGAGAUGCUGAGGCUGAAGUAUGUGGUCGGGGUCGAUGAUGGUUUCGAGAAUCAACCAGAAGCGUACAGCCUGUGGUAUCACAUGCUGCUUCAGAAUCGAGAAGAGAGCGAUUGGGGGAGGUGUAAGAGGGAGCUGGUGUGGGAGGACGAGAUGAAGCCGGACAAUAUGCUGCCUCAGUUAGAGCGUUCAUGGGGGUUGAAGGAAGACACGCAACUCGUAACUGCUUACCAAUUGGGCAUAAUUAAGAGGCGGUGGUGGUAAUAGCAAGCAUAUAGAUAGCUAUCUGUCUAAUAAUCUACUUGACGGCUAGGUACUCAAAUGGAUAUGCCGGAGACUAAUGAAGAAGUUGGCAAUUUCAAGCGGGCUAAUGUCUGGUUUGUCGCUGGGACCGCGAAACCACGCGAGAUUGAUGGCUCAACGGAGAUCGGACACCAAUUCAUCUACCAAGGCAGUUACGUGAAAUAUAACAUUCAGAUCCUCAAGGGCAACACGAACUAUAACAUCAGCGCCGAGUAUCACCUGGAGGAACUCGUGAAAUAUGAUGUGUUCAAGCUGUGGAUCAGGGACGUUUUUAGAGGGAAGUUUUCUAAGUAGACCUAGGACAGAGUUGAGCUAGAUCGAUCCCUCCUGAUCGAUCCCUUCUCAUUAGUCU
Messenger RNA from Pseudogymnoascus verrucosus, 1770 nucleotides. RefSeq lists its product as uncharacterized. The transcript has 2 exons. Bases 519 to 1379 code for a protein of 286 amino acids. NCBI's taxonomy places the organism in Eukaryota, Fungi, Ascomycota, Leotiomycetes, Thelebolales, Thelebolaceae. The record is from RefSeq and is a predicted model, not a curated record.